Molecule: messenger RNA, 1323 nt
Organism: Rotaria sp. Silwood1
Lineage: Eukaryota; Metazoa; Rotifera; Eurotatoria; Philodinida; Philodinidae
Source: the annotation of a GenBank genome assembly
UGAGUUUAGUUGUUCCAUCGAUUGUACAUUUAAUAAGUCAUCUUCAUGAUAUUAAACAAGAUAUUUCAUUCUGUUCAAAACUCGUCGAACAACUUCAAGAAUCUAUUAAAACACGAUUUUCUGGUAUUACCAAUCGGUUAAAUUUAGUUGAUGUUGCUGAAAAUGAUCCCUAUGGUGAUACAUUAUAUUUCAUGGCUGCUGUUUUGGAUCCUGCUUUUAAAUUUUACUGGAUUCGAGAUUUACAACUGCCGAUUCAUAUGGAAAAUCGGCUAAAACAAAAUAUAAUUCAAUUGAUCAUUGACGAAAUGAACAAAGAUUCAAAAAAAUCAAAAAAUGAUUUAAAUAAAGUUAGUUCAUCUUCAGCAACAAUAACUUUUACUGCAACAUCAAAAGUCAAACGUCGAAAAUUAUUUAAUUACGAUGAUAGUAAUAUGGAUGAUUCGAACGAAUCAACAACACUUGAUCCAACAGUUGAAUUAAAUGCUUAUUUAAACGACCCAGUACGCACAAAAUUUUCCGAUUACUGGUUUCAUUCUCAAUUGAAUAUGCUAAAAAAGAUGGUUAUACGUGUAUUCUCAGUCCAAGCAUCAUCAGCACCAAUUGAACGUGCAUUCUCACAUGCAGGACUGAUACUGUCGCAAAGAAGAACAAAGAUGAACGAACAUUUAUUUCGAGACUUGGUUUUUUUACGUGUGAAUCAAAAGUUGUUAUAAAUUAUUUGUUUUAUAUUUUCUAUGUGUAUGAUUUGUUCUUGUCAGAUUCUAUUGUUGGUUUUCUGUUAAAUUUAAAUUUGUUAAUUUCUUCUUCUAAAAUGUAACGUUUUGUAACCGGUGAUAUUUUUCAAGCUAAUAAAAGUUUUAACCCUUCGUAUAGAUCUCUCUUCUACUGGUGGUGAUUUACAAUUGCAGAAAAAUAUUAUAGAAAAGAAUCUUAUAGAGAAACGAAUUUGAAUCUACUUCAUUUCAGCUUUCUAUUUAAUGCAAAAUGAAAUAGACAGCAUUUACGAUAAAAUAUAACAAAAUUAAUUGAAUAAUUAGAAGAAGUGAAAGGUUACAAUAAAAAUAACACAAAAUCGGAAAGUAUAAAUAAUAAUAUGAAUAGUAUAAUAAAAUAUGACAAAAAAACUGAUAGAACAAAUUAACAGGAUAAAAUGAAGUACGAUGAAACGAGAACAAUAUGACAAAGCAUUAAAUAAAAAUAGGAAAAAUAUAAAAUAAAUAAAAUUUAAAAAGAUAAAAUAUAAUCUUUACUUAUUGUUGAUAAAAUUCAUACCUUAAUACCAUCUAAAACAAGAAAAAAAAGUAUAAAGAAUCAAUUAAUUGA